UUUGGAGAGGCGACUGGAGACGUUAUUCAUCAAUUCAAAGUCAUUGUCUAAUAUUGUGAAAAGAGAAGCAGCACAAAUGAAUCUUUCACUGUCCCAAACUAGCACAAAUGAAGCAAACGGUACAUUUUAGGCUGAAUUUAGAGCAGUUGGUGGAGCUGAAAAACAAAUCACAAAGUCCAACAUUAUUUUAACAUCUGAAAAACCAAAGCAGCACAGAUGGAUUUUCCCUCCCGAAUGUUUCAAACUAUUUUGCUGUUUAGAGUUGGGUUUGGGCUCCUCCUGUUGUCCUCGGCGGAGCGGUGUGGUGCACAGGUGUCGCUCAUUACCACUCACACCAGCGGCCUAUAAAUAUGAAUCAGUAAAGACUACAAGCACCGUUGUGGGCGGCAGCAGAAUCAUGCGCUCUCUCAGUUUAUUGUUUACCUUGGUGUUUCUGAACUCCAUCCUGCUGAUAUCUGCAGAUGAUUACUGUAAGAGGUCUACUGACAUAGCAACUGCGUGUGAGCACUCUGUCCUGGAUCUGUCCUGUCCAGAUCAUACUGUGAUUAAGAUCCUUGCUGCAAACUAUGGACGUACAGAAAGAAGAAGCUGCCGCAACCGUCCAUAUGGGCAGCUCCGAGACACCCACUGCUAUACACCAAACGCUGUCUUCAUAGUGGGAAGACGCUGUAACUGGAGAAAGCGCUGCUCUGUACCAGCCACCAACAGUGUGUUCUCUGAUCCUUGUGUCGGCACAUACAAGUACCUGAGAGUCAAAUACUGCUGCAGGCGUCGUAGGGGCUAAUCUUGUGGAUCUGGAUUUGUCAUCUCAACAUUGGCUGGACCAAAAAGAAACCUUUAAUGCUUCACAUAUGAAGAUCAAUCAUGGGUUUUAUUAAAAUAAUUCCCAAAAACUUGUUUUAGUUGAAGCGUGACAACAUUGGCUUACUGUAGUUUAUAAUGGCAUCUAUGAGUUUCUUUUCCUAGUUAAUCCUGUCGUCCAUAUGUUGUGUUGGGAGUUUUCAUGAAAUAAACGCCCUUCAGAACGUG
This is a messenger RNA of Danio rerio (zebrafish), 1029 nucleotides long. NCBI's taxonomy places the organism in Eukaryota, Metazoa, Chordata, Actinopteri, Cypriniformes, Danionidae. The record is from RefSeq and is a predicted model, not a curated record.